This is a messenger RNA of Prorocentrum cordatum, 729 nucleotides long. Lineage: Eukaryota; Dinophyceae; Prorocentrales; Prorocentraceae. The record is from the annotation of a GenBank genome assembly.
GGGCGAUGGGCGAUUCACGGCCGCGGGUUUUUGAAACUUGGACCGAGGAGGCGAAGAUAGAAGCUCAGAGCAUCGGUUUUCACAUGCCCAAGGCCUUAAGCGCAACAACUGUCGGUUCGCAGUGGUGCCCUCGUCAGGUCGGACACGGAAGCGGCGCCCCGCACCCUUUGUUUUGCGCGCGCGGUCAUGUCACGUUUUUGCAACAUGGUUUGGCACACCUGGGUCUUUAUCACCAUUUGCUGAACACGGUGUGUGUGUGUGUGUGUGCGCACAGUAUGUUCGCCAGGUAAUCGCACGCUGCUGCAGUUCAGUAGCAGAGCUUACGUGUUGCUUGCCAGGGCUGGCUGGUCGCCCUCGACGAGGAAAUGCAGCAGUGCACUGCGUGCGACAAACGGUUUCCUUGGUGGGAAGCGGAGUCGCACUUGGCGUCGCGAAGGCACGCCCGUGCGGCGAGGGCCGUCACAUGGGAUCCCUUCGCCGAGCACGGCUGGCCGCACUCCGCGCACAUGGUGGUCGAGGACAAGGGCGGCGUGGAGACGGUCAAGUGCAGCCUGUGCUACAAGGAGGUGACGGAUGCGCACAUAUGGUCGGACCCCCACUGCGCGCGCCUCGACGUGGUGCACCCGGGUUGGCGCCAACAUUGCGCACAACCAGGAGCAGCUGGCCCGACAGCCGCGGCACUGCCAGCGGCAGCCCCAGCACUGGCACUCCCGGCGCCAGCACCAGGAG